AUGCAUAUUCUGCUGGUCAAUGACGAUGGUCCACCCAACAAGCGCCUCUCACCAUAUGUGCGCCCUUUAGUCGACGAGCUCCAUGCCGCCGGUCACCAAGUCUCCGUGGCGAUCCCCGCGGCGUCACGCUCGUGGAUCGGCAAAGCCCAUAUUAUCGAAGCCGCCCUCACCGCGAGCUUCGUUCACCCCGAUUCCUUCCGUGACGAUGGAUCCUGGGACGAGGAUUACACGCCAAGUCCAGAAUCAGCACACCUGCGUGACUGGGUCGUCAUUCAGAACGGCACACCGGCCAGUUGCGCCCAGCUUGGACUCUACAGCCUCUUCGCAGACCGGCCGCCCAUCGACAUCGUCAUCUCCGGUCCCAAUCACGGGCGGAAUGCCUCGACCAUCUACAACCUAUCCUCGGGGACGGUCGGAGGUGCCCUCGAAGCUGUCUUCUGUGGACAGCGGGGAAUCGCUAUCUCUUUUGGAAGCAAGGAUCCUCAGCCCGGCGAUGUGAUCAGCGCCGCGGCUCGACAUGCGGUGCGUGUCGUCGACCAUCUGCUAGGGCACUGGGAUGAGAGGGUCGAGCUCUAUAAUAUUAAUAUCCCGAUGCGACUUGACGUGGAGACCCAACCUGUCUUAUACACGCGCACUCUGCCGUACUACUGGUCGCGAGGCUGUCUGUACGCCGAGGUCGAGCCGCAGACUAAAAACGUGAUCGUAAACGGGUCCAUGGCUACCGGUGUCCAUAAAGAGCAGCGUGAACAGAAUCCCGCGACGAUUGUCAAUGAUGUCAAUGUCAAUGGCAUCAAUGAGGCCGAAGCACAUCCCGAUCAAUCGAUCAGGAAAAAGCGUCACUUCAAGUGGUCAGCCGAUCUAUCAGAUAUGAAAAAACGACUUCAAGAAAGUGAAGUGGGAACCGAUGCGCAUACCGUGUUGAAUGGGGCUACGAGUGUCACCGCGCUCCGUGCCAAUUUCUGGCAUGUUCCUGGACUCGAGGGCCCGCUGUACCUGGAAUGA
Molecule: messenger RNA, 1002 nt
Organism: Penicillium oxalicum
Lineage: Eukaryota; Fungi; Ascomycota; Eurotiomycetes; Eurotiales; Aspergillaceae
Product: 5'/3'-nucleotidase SurE
Exons: 3
Coding region: 1-1002 (333 amino acids)
Cellular component (GO): P-body
Molecular function (GO): hydrolase activity
Source: RefSeq, a predicted model, not a curated record